UUCCUCCAAAAAGCCGCGGCGUUCCCCGUCAACGUGGGUGACGCGCGCGCCAGCCAUGGCUUUGGCGGGCCUGUCCCCUGCCACCCGGGCGGCGCAGCGGGAGAUCUUGAGCGCCGGAAAGCGCGGGGACGCCGCAGGCCUGGUGCGGGCGCUGAAAUGUGUGGAGCUGGGUGCGGUGAGCGUGUGCACGGCGCUGCACCGCUUGGCCAGGCGAGCAGAAUGGCUCGGUGAUCGAAGCUUCGCUCGAGCGGAGGGCUGCGCGCCGGUGCUGCGGGUGGCCUCGGAGUUGGCGCCCCAAGGCACCGCCAACACCCUGUGGGCCUUGGCGCGGCUGCAGCUCCCGGACCAGGAGCUCUGGGCUACUAUCGGUGCCCAGGCGACAAAGCAGAUGCCGGAGUUCGAGGGCCGGCACCUGAGCAACUUGGCCUGGUCCCUGGCAGUGAGCUCCCAGGACGACGAGCCGCUGCUGCAGUUGGUGGCCCACUUCGUGGCGCGCAAGGCGGAGGCGAAGGAGCUGUCCCCGCAGAGUUUGGCGAACAUCCUCUGGAGCUUUGCCUUUGUAGCGCUAUGGGACUCUGAGGCUCUGCGGGCGCCUUUGGCUGCCGUCCGGCCAUGCGCGGGCGCCUUCAAUGGGAGGGACUUGAGCAACACGCUGUGGGCCUUGUGUCUCUACAAGGCGACCUACCCGGAGGACUGGAACCAGCUGCUGCGCUCCCUGGCGAAGGUGGCCUUGGCGCACGCGGCUUCUCUCAGCCCCAACGACCUCACCAGCAUCCUGUGGGCCUUUGCGGAUGGCACGCCCCAGCUGCAGGAGCGUCGUCUGCGCGGUCUGGACCAGUCGGGGCGGCCGCGGACCUACGAGGCUCUGGACUGAGCCAGCCGACAGUUUCUGGAACCGCGCUCGGUUCGGAAUCGAGUCGCGCUGGCCCGACAUGGAGCUCCAAACGCUCGGCGAGAUCUGGAGAGAAGUGCAAGGAGGAUCCGAUCUCAAGGCCUGGAGCAGUGGAAGCA
Messenger RNA from Effrenium voratum, 1011 nucleotides. Lineage: Eukaryota; Dinophyceae; Suessiales; Symbiodiniaceae. The record is from the annotation of a GenBank genome assembly.